Octopus bimaculoides (California two-spot octopus) is the source of this 2783-nucleotide messenger RNA. RefSeq lists its product as uncharacterized. The record is from RefSeq and is a predicted model, not a curated record. Lineage: Eukaryota; Metazoa; Mollusca; Cephalopoda; Octopoda; Octopodidae.
UGACCUGAUCUGAUAUCGUGUGCUGUAACAAAAACAAUUGCAGCGUGGAAGGUGUUUAUAAGCCAUUUAAAAACACAAAAACCGUUAGAUUCACUUCAACAUUUAAAUUUAGUUUCCCAAAAUAUUUUCGUUGCUUAGAGUCCGCGACAUGUUCAUUGACAAAAUUCCGAUAUAUAUGUGUGUGUGUGUAUCCAUGUCCAGAAUUCCCUUAAUAUAUUCUGUAAACAUCCGGUUCCGGUAACCAAAGCUCGAUUCCUGUUUCUGUCUGUUGAAUUGUCUAUUCUUCUCAUUUGUUCAAUUCUAAUAAGAUUAGCCCCUCGACACCGGGAUACCCCUCUUAAGAAAGGGUAUCUGAUGACAUUGAAGACUAAAUAAUGAUAUUACCAAGGAUAUAGGAAAUAUUAUUUGACAAAGGUCACUUUUGAAGAACCUAUAUUUUGAAAGAAAAGAUAUUUGGGGAAAUAUUUAUCUGUCGAAAAUUCCAGAAGUAAAGUAUUUUUCUAUUUUGUGAAGUAAAUCCAAAGAUUAUGGAAAAUGAACUGAAUGAGGGUCAGGUCUGUAAUGAAAGGCAUCCUGAUAACAAUGGUGUUUCUCAUCAAACAGAAAAGACACCAUUCAUGUAUGACACAUGUGGUGAGUCUUUUAAAAUGCAAAAAUGUUUAAGUCAACAUCAGUCUAUUCAUACAGAUUCCAAAUUCUAUGAUUGUGAUAUUUGUGAUGAAAAGUUCUCUACAAAUGAAAAUUUAAUUAACCAUAAAUGUAUUCAUACAAGAGAAAAACCAUACCAUUGUGAUAUUUGUGGUAAAACAUUCAUUCUAAAGAAGAGUUUAUUGAGCCACAAACGUAGUCACACAGGAGAGAAGCCAUACAGUUGUGAUAUAUGUGGUCGGAAGUACAGUGUUAAAUUUUCUUUGACUGUACACAAACGUAUUCAUACAGGCGAAAAACCAUAUAAGUGUGAUAUUUGUGGUAAAGCAUUCUCUGCCAGUAGUUCACUUAUAACACAUAAACUUAUACACACUGGCCAAAAACCAUACCACUGUGAUAUUUGUGGUAAAGCAUUCUCUAAAGAUAACUAUUUAUUGAUACAUAAACGUGUUCACACAGGAGAAAAACCAUAUCAUUGUGAUAUUUGUGGUAAAACUUUCUCUGUUAAAAGUUCCUUAACUGUACAUAGACGCAUUCAUACAGGAGAAAAACCAUACCGGUGUGAUGCCUGUGAUAAAACUUUCACUUGUCGUAGUCUGUUAUCAGUACAUAAAGUUACUCAUACAGAUAAGAAACCAUACAAGUGUGAUGUUUGUGAUAAAACAUUCAGUAUGAAUUGUCAUUUAUCUAAACACAAGUGUAUUCACACAGGCGAGAAACCAUGCCAGUGUGAUAUUUGUGGUAAGACGUUUUCACAGAAUUCUAAUUUAAUGGCUCACAAGCGUAUUCAUACAGGAGAAAAACCAUAUCACUGUGAUAUUUGUGGUAAAAAGUUCUUUACAAAUGAAAAUUUAUCUAACCACAAAUAUAUACACACAGGGGAAAAACAAUAUCACUGUGAUAUUUGUGGUAAAGCAUUCUCCCAAAGAGGUAAUUUAAAGACCCAUAAACUUCUUCAUUCAGGAGAAAAACCUUAUCACUGUCAUACAUGUGGUAAAUAUUUCUCUACCAAAGAUUAUUUAUCUAAUCACAAACGGACUCACACAGGUGUAAAAACCUGUCAUUGCAAUAUUUGUGGUAAAGCAUUCUCUCACAGCAGUUAUUUAUCGAUCCAUAGUCGUAUUCACACAGGUGAGAAACCAUACCACUGUGACAUUUGUGGUAAAUCAUUCACUGUAAGUGGUUAUUUAACUAAACACAAACGUGUUCAUACAGGAGAGAAACCUUAUCAUUGCGAUACCUGUGGUGGGACAUACUCUAAUACUUCAACUUUAUUGGCCCAUAAACGCAUUCACACAGGUGAAAAACCAUACUGCUGUGAUAUCUGUGGUAAAAGUUUCACUGUGAGUGGAUCUUUAUCGAAACAUAAACGUAUUCAUACAGGAGAAAAACCAUAUCAUUGUGAUAUUUGUGGUAAAGCCUUCACUAAUAAUAGUUCUGUACAUUCUCAUAAACGUAUUCACACUGGAGAGAAGCCAUAUCAUUGUGAUAUUUGUGGUAAAUCAUUCGGUGCUAGCAUUACAUUAACUAUGCAUCAAACAAUUCAUACAGGAGAGAAACCAUAUAACUGUGAUCUAUGUGGUAAAGCAUUCUCACGCUCUUGUAAUUUAUCGAGACAUAAACGUCUUCACACAGGAGAUAAACUGUAUCAUUGUGAUUCAUGUGAAAAAACAUUCAUUUCUAAUUCUGAUUUAAACAUACAUAAACGUGUUCAUAGAGGAGGGAAACCAUAUCACUGUGACAUCUGCAGUAAAUCAUUCUCUCAAAAUAAUCAUUUAUUGAAUCAUAGACAUAUUCACACAGGUGACAAACCUUAUCACUGUGAUGUCUGUGGUAAAGCAUUCUCUCAACAAAGUACUUUAUCUGUCCACAAACGUUUACACUAGUGAGAAACGCAUACACAGGUGAGAAAAUAUACGUUUGUAAUAUUUGUGUUAGAACAUUGUCAUACUAAUAAGUUAUCUAGGUACGAACAAAUAAACAUCCGAUGUAAAUUGUAGCUCGGUUAUAAUUUUUUUUAAAGCUGCUGUUAGAUAGGUCAGAAUUGGAUUUCAAACCUAGAAUUUCUCCGAUAGAAGGGAGAUAACUUCGCAACUGUAUUCACUAAUUUAUAUUAAAAUUUCUUCCGACACCAA